CUGAGGAACCUCCACACUUUAACUAGAGAAGGAAAGAGAUCAACAUGGAGCAGGGGAAGGGUCUGACUGGCCUCAUCCUGGUGAUCUUUCUUCUUCAAGGUAUUGUGGCCCAGAAAAAACAAGAAAACCAUGUGGUAAAAGUGGAUGACAAACGAGGAGAUGGGUCUGUACUUCUGUUGUGUGACUUGAAAGACAAGACCAUCACGUGGCUUAAAGACGGGAACAGAAUAAGUCCUCCAAAUGCAACUGAAAACAAGUGGAAUCUAGGAAGCAGGACCAAAGACCCUCGCGGCGUGUACUGGUGUCAAGGAGCAAAGGACAAGUCAAAGCCACUCCAAGUGUAUUACAGAAUGUGUGAGAACUGCAUUGAGCUCAGUUUGGGUACCAUAUCGGGUUUUAUCUUCGCUGAAAUCAUCAGCAUCUUCUUCCUUGCUGUCGGUGUAUACUUCAUUGCUGGGCAAGAUGGAGUUCGGCAGUCACGAGCUUCGGACAAGCAGACUCUGUUGCCAAAUGAACAGCUCUACCAGCCCCUCAGGGAUCGGGACGAUGAGCAAUAUAGCCAUCUCCAAGGAAGUCAUCCAAGGAGGAAGUGAGCUCAACAGUACUCGAAGUAUUGCCCUUUCCAUCCCAGGAUCAAAGCAAUGUGUUUUAGAGAGAGCCCAGUAGAGAGAUCUUCAUCCCUACUGUUAAUCUGCAGAAGUGGCAAGCAGAGAGGAAGAACUGUCAGAGAAAUUCUGGGGUUUUCUCAAAAUAAAAUAAAAGCCCAAGCUUGGGGAAGGUGGCGGUGUAACUCAGUAGCAGAGCACUUGUCAAGCUUGCUUGAGGCGCUGUAUUAAAGUCAUGGCACCCUACCCCCAGACCCUCACAAAAAAGCAGUGAAGGGGAAAAAGUACAGCGUGGUGCUUGCAGAGCGCCACCUAUUGGGGAAAAUUGUAAACGACAAAAUUAAAAG
This is a messenger RNA of Microtus oregoni (creeping vole), 952 nucleotides long. RefSeq names its product CD3g molecule (gene Cd3g). The record is from RefSeq and is a predicted model, not a curated record. The coding region runs from base 45 to 593 and encodes 182 amino acids. Gene Ontology annotation, cellular component: alpha-beta T cell receptor complex; membrane; external side of plasma membrane. The transcript is spliced from 7 exons. NCBI's taxonomy places the organism in Eukaryota, Metazoa, Chordata, Mammalia, Rodentia, Cricetidae. Gene Ontology annotation, molecular function: transmembrane signaling receptor activity. Gene Ontology annotation, biological process: positive thymic T cell selection; cell surface receptor signaling pathway.